AUGGUGAAAAAACAGAAGUCCGGACCGCCAGUUAGCGCGGGUCAGCGCCGAAAAGCGACCAAAAGGAUUCUGAAUCUUCGAAGGAAAGGGAAACUGAGUGAGGGUUUGGAAAAAGAGUUCGGAGAGUAUAGAAGGAAACGGACUUCCAAGCACGCCGAUCUUGCUAAUAGGGUAAGUUAAUAUUUUGCUUUUUAUUUUUGUUUUUAGGUGUCAGAACUUGAUGUCAUAUGAAUUAAUAGGUUUAAUAGGGUUUCGUGAUCAUGUUAUCGCUUUUGAUUGUUUUUAAGCUGUACUUUUGACCGAAUUUUUUAAAAUUGUCAUGGAUAACAUAACUUCAUAUGCAAUUGUGUUGUAGAUAGAAGAAGAUUGGCUGGCGGAUCGAGCAUUCCGAGAUCUCAAUGACGACAAUGAUGAUUUUGUCCCAUUGGACAUGAUAAACGAAUACGAGGAUAGGAAAGCAGCCAAAAGAAAAGCUGAAGGUAAGGGCAAGGAAAAAUUCGGUUUCUUCUGCAUUUUUUCGGGCGAAUACAAUAUAAAAUUUUUAGCCGAAGACGAUCUCGACGAGUUGAGGCAUUUCAAGGAAGUAGAGGAAGCCCAACAAGAGUUACUGCCGCUGAAAGUGAACGGAGAAGUUGUCAGGAGAUUGAAGAAAAAGGGAAAGAAGGUCGAAUUAGUAGAAGAUCAGAAACCCGAAGAACCGCAGCCCAAGCUGAAAAUCAUCGGAACCGAAGAGGAAGACAUGGAGGAGGACGAGGAAGAACCUGAAGGUAAAUAUUUUUAUAAAUUUGUUUGUCUAUUUUUAGAAGCCCCAAAAGAAGAAGAUUUGAGCCUAUUGGACCCAAUCGAUCGGCUUGUCCGAACCAAGGAAUUGAUGAAAGAGGCUGAAACCAAGAUUACUAACUAUGUUAAGAGUCUGGCCGUCGACCCACAGGGACAGGCAAGUAUAUUUGUCUUUUUUUGACUUCGAUCUUUAGAUAAAUUGCCUAUCAGAGAUGAUUAAAAUGGCGACCGGCCAAAAAGUCCAUUCCGCAAUCAGAGAGCCCUCUCAAUUGAUGGCAAUCGCUUGUCUGACCGAAGUCUUUAUUGAUAUUGCCCCAGGGUAUCAUAUCAGGCCAAUGACGGAAGAAGAAAAAAAUCAGACAAUGAAGAAGGAGACCAGGAAGCUGGUCAAUUUUGAAGAGAGAAUCGUCAAAAAUUAUUUGAACUUCCUGACGUACUUGGAGAAAAAUGCAAUGAGUAAGUGUUGGAGGGGAAUUUUUAGAAGCUUAAGGGGGUUUAUUAGGAAGUUUGACGUUUUUUAGUCAAAAUUGAUAUUAUUUUUGCUAAGUUUAUAUGUUAUUUUUAGUUUUUUUAUGCUUUUUGGAUUUUGAUUUUAGAAAAUAGAAUGAAUAAGGGCCCUUAAAGAAAUUUUUAAAGGUUUUUGGCUAAUUUAUUUUGAUUUGUGGGGUUUUUUGAUAUUAUUUCAGAUAAUAAUAUACCUUAUUUUAGAGCUGGUCAAACCAUCGGUAAACAUGAUCCACGAAAAGAGUUUCACCACGGAAAUUGGCCUCCUCAGCAUCAACUCCCUGGCGAAUUUGUUGGCCAAACUCUCCCAUUUUAAUUUCGCCAUCAAUCUCAUCGAUUGCAUGGUCAAGAUUGCGACCAGCGCCUAUAAACCGGUCGUGGAAAUUGCAACGAAAUCAAUCCAAGAAAUGUUCAAGGCGGACCCAAGCUUCAGAUUAUCACUCUUCGUGGUGAAAGCGGUCAAUCAACUGAUCGGAUCGAAGAAAUUCAAGAUCUCCUCGGAACUUUUGGACAGUUUAUUGGCGUUGAGGAUCAAGGUGGGUAAAAUAGGGUCGAAAUUUUGGGAAGUUGAAUUUUGUUUUUUGUGAUAUUUUUUUGAUUAGUGAGAGUAUUAUAUUGUAAUUGAUUCAGAACAUUGAUCGCCGCGACAAGGAAACUGAAAUGGAGAAUUUGAAAAACAAAAAACACAAGAUUCUGAAGGAACACAAGUCCAAGACUGCGAAAAAGUUUGAUAAGCAGAUGAAGAAGGUGGAAGCUGACCUCAAGGAGAUUGAAGCAUCCGAGUCGUUGUCUAAUAAACUCAAAACAGUAAGUUUUUUUUUUGAAUUUCAGUUGGGAUGAAAAUAAAAAAAAAAGUCAAAUUUUUUUUUGAUUUUUUUUGGCGUUUAUUGCAAAAAAUUGCAUUUUUAGCAACUAAAUUUUACUGUAGUACCCUUAAAAUGCAUUUAGAAUUUAUUUUCAGUCCACCGAAGUCAUGAAACACCUAUUUCUCCUCUAUUUCCGAGUCCUAAAACGAAUGCCCGAGCCCAGAUUAAUCAGCCCGGUACUGGCUGGAUUGUCCAAAUUCGCUCAUCUAAUCAAUAUUGACUUCUUUGAUGACUUAAUAACAACACUAGAGGACCUCAUUGGCAAGGAACAUCUCAGCACAAUGGAUUCUCUGAACUGCGUCAAAACAAUGUGUGUAAUUUUGUCGGCCGAAGGUCAAGCGCUGAACAUUGAUCCGAUCAAAUUCUACAAGGAAUUGUACAAAUUGAUGCCGAAUAUUGUCUUUCAGAAGAACUCCGGUACGUUUUGGGGUGGUUUGAGAAGGUCCCUGAGAAUCAGGGAAAUCGUGGUGGGGCUCUUAAAAGUGGAUAUAAAAUUGCUGAAAUUUGGAUUAUUUUAGUCGGAAGGGUCCUGGGAAAAUCAAUUUACAGGCAAUUUUUGAAUAUUCAAAGGGAUUUGUAUAGUUUGGGCAGUUUUCGUGGUGGUACCCGAAAUUUUUUAAAAGUCGUAGGUUAGGUCCAAAAUAGGAUAAAUUGAAAAAAAUAAAACACUGUGGCCGUUUUGGGGUUAGUCUAAGAAAGUUUAUUUUUAAUUUUUCACUUUUACGUUAAUUAAGAUAUGUUAUAUUGAUUAAGAUACCACGACUAAAACUUUUUAAUUUAAAAAUUUUUUUUUAAUUUUCAGAGAAGCAAGACUCGGAAAUCCGCCUCCUCUGUCAAUGCCUGGACUCGUUGAUCAACCGCCGAAAGAAGCAAGUCCCGUUUUCGAGAGUAGUCAGCUAUACGAAACGUCUUCUUCAACUUGGAUUCCUAAUGACCCCGAGGCAAUUGUUGUCGGUCCUCGCAACAAUACGAACCCAUUUUAUAGCCCAUCCGAAAUUGUGCACACUAGUGGAGGAGGAUGAGGAUUACUGGGCAAAUGGAUUGUACAGAGCCGACUUUCCGGACCCAGAUCACACGAAUGCGCAGAGCACGGACCUUGUAAUGGAACUCCAGAAGUUGUUAAAGGUGAGAAAGAGGUGAAAGGGCCCUGAGAGGAGUUUAAAGAGUAAAAAUAACCAUAUUUUUAGUACCCCAACAGCUACAUAGUCCAAUACGCAAAGCAUCUUCUACAACAAGCUCCGUCAAGCGGCCAAGAGAAAUUAAAUGGCCAAUGGUCCACAAUGAAGCCUUGGGAAUGGCUGAACAAAGAGGAAGUUAAACAGACCCCUCCUGCCUUCAAGGAAAGCCUGCAAACCUUCGCCAAGGCAAGUAUAAUAUAAUUUUUUUAAAUUUUUGUCCUUAUUUUUACAUUUUCAGAAAAAGAACAUCAAAUUAAGCUCCAAGAACGUUUGUUCCACUGUGGAAUUGUGGUUACAACAGAAAUAA
Messenger RNA from Bursaphelenchus xylophilus (pine wood nematode), 3635 nucleotides. The record is from the annotation of a GenBank genome assembly. Lineage: Eukaryota; Metazoa; Nematoda; Chromadorea; Rhabditida; Aphelenchoididae.